This is a messenger RNA of Tachyglossus aculeatus (Australian echidna), 6401 nucleotides long. RefSeq names its product PATJ crumbs cell polarity complex component (gene PATJ). NCBI's taxonomy places the organism in Eukaryota, Metazoa, Chordata, Mammalia, Monotremata, Tachyglossidae. Gene Ontology annotation, molecular function: protein binding. The record is from RefSeq and is a predicted model, not a curated record.
GACGCCCCCGCCUUGUGCUGAGCGCUCCGGGCCCAGGUAGCGGGAACGGGAUUUGACGAGAACAAAUUGAAGAUGCCCGAAAAUCCUGCCGCAGAUAAGAUGCAAAUUCUACAGGUCCUUGAUCGUCUGCAGGUGAAACUACAAGAACAGGGGGACGUUUCCCAGGAGGAGAAACUGAGUCUUUUCAGCGACACGCUGCGGAGUCCGCUCUUCAACCAGAUCCUCACGCUUCAGCAGUCCAUCCGGCAGCUGAAGGAGCAGCUUGGGUAUCGACCGUCUGAUGGCUUGGCGGACUUCGAUUUCUCCCGGAAAGGUUUGUUGGUGUUUACCGACCGGUCCGUUGCUAACGGGAAUGCCUCCCUGCCCCGUGGCAACCACCUUGGAUCAGGGUCAUCACCUCGGACCCCCGAGACGGGAAAUGAGGAAUUCCAUGCCGUUAUCCAACGGAUGGCACAGGGAAGGCGAGUUGAGUACAUAGAGAUCGAAAAACCCCCCUCCGGGGGCCUCGGCUUCAGCGUGGUUGCCUUCGGGGGUCAAAACGGGGGAGACGUCGACAUCUUCGUGAAGGAAAUCCAGCCGGGGAGCGUGGCGGACAGGGAUCAAAGGUUAAGGGAAAACGAUCACCUCUUGGCCAUCAAUUACACCCCUUUGGAUCGGACGGUUUCGCAUCAGCAGGCCAUCGCCUUGUUGCAACAGUGCACGGGAUCGUUACACCUGGUCGUGGCCCGGGAACCGCCCCGGAACAAAAACGCGGCUCCCGCGAGCCUCGGGGAAUCCGGGACUCCGGAGAAGAUCUGCUGGGGCCACGUCGAAGACGUUGAGCUCGUUAACGAUGGGUCGGGCCUGGGUUUCGGAAUCGUCGGAGGAAAAUCCAGCGGUGUCGUCGUCCGGACUAUCGUUCCCGGGGGAUUGGCGGACAGGGAUGGAAAACUCCGGACGGGGGACCAUAUCCUAAAAAUCGGAGACACGAACGUGCAAGGGAUGACGAGUGAGCAAGUGGCCCAGGUGCUAAGGAACUGCGGGAACUCGGUUAAGAUGGUGGUGGCCCGCGACCCGCUCGGCGAGAUUUCAGUGACUCCCCCCACCCCCGUCUCUGGGCCCGUGGCCGCCUUGCCUGCCGCUCAGACCAGGCCUCUUAGCUCCGGCAGUUCUCCCUUUGAUAUUUAUGACGUUGAACUUAUCAAAAAAGAUGGCCAGAGUCUGGGCAUUACAAUCGUUGGGUACGUUGGAGGAGCUAAUACGGUGGAUUCCUCGGGGAUCUUUGUGAAGAACAUCAUCCCGGGCAGCGCCGCCGACCAGAGCGGCCGGAUUCAAAUUCACGACAGAAUCGUCGCUGUGGACGGGCUGGACAUCCAGGGCUACACCAACCAGGACGUGGUGGACGUCCUGCGCCGUACGGGCCGGGUGGUGAACCUCACUCUCGUCCGCCGGAAGACACCGCCGCCGCCGCCGCCGCUCUUCGAAUUCCCUCCCGAAGAAGCUCCGGACGGAGGUAACUCUCCCCGCCCCCCUGCUCUGUUUCUAACCGGAGUCAUGGAGACGGAAACCAACUUGGACGGUGACGAUGCGGAAAGCGACGAGCCAGCCCGUGGUUUGGAAAAUGAAAACGAGCAACCUCUUCAGAAAAGCGAAAGGAGCUCGGACUCUGCAGAAAACCAGUUGAAAUCCAAGUGGGAAAACCUGCUGGGACCCGAUUAUGAAGUAAUGGUUGCCACUUUGGAGGCCCAGAUAGCCGACGAUGCUGAAUCAGAAGUAUUCAAAGCUCCUGCCUAUCCACACGCUGAGGCUGGGAGUGGAGCUGGAUUCCUUCGACGGGCAUCAUUACAUCUCUUCCCUCGCCUCCGACGGGCCGGGGCCUCCCUCAACCUCCUCCGCCCGGAAGACGAGCUCCUGGAGGUAAAUGGAGUGCAGCUCUAUGGAAAAUCGCGGCGAGAAGCGGUUUCCUUCCUCAAAGAAGUGCCCCCACCCUUCACUUUGGUCUGCUGCCGGCGCCUUUUUGACGACGAAGUCUUUGCGGACGAGCCGAGUACCAGCGAGGUUUCGGUCCCGGAGCCAAAGCUGGGCCCCAAGGUGGAGGAUCCCGGUGAAGAGGAUGAAGACGGAGAACUGGCCCUCUGGUCUCCUGAAGUGAAGGUCGUCGAGCUCGUCAAAGACCACAAAGGCUUAGGAUUCAGCAUUUUGGACUAUCAGGACCCCUUAGAUCCGACCCGGACGGUCAUCGUGAUCCGCUCCUUGGUGGCCAACGGGGUAGCGGAGCGCGGCGGGCAGCUGCUGCCGGGAGACCGCCUGGUCUUCGUCAACGACGAGAGCCUGGACGGGGCCACUCUGGCCCGAGCCGUGGACGUGUUGAAAACCGUGGCCCCGGGCACCGUUCGCCUUGGCAUCUGCAAGCCUCUGGUGGGAGAAGAUCAAGAGGAAGGUAAUUCCUCCGGGACUCCCUCCCACAGCAUCGAAGAAAAGUCCCGAUUCUCCGGACCCGUCAACAACAUCAAUUCGUCUGUGAUCCUUGAGGCCCCGAAGGGGUUUCGGGACGGUCCGUUCCUUGCGGAGGAACUGCCGGACGAGCCAUUCCUGACUUUGGGGAGCUCAUUCCAGAUGCCGGAGACUGGGAGAGAUUCCCCUACGGAGGCUUGGGAGAUGCGCGAGUUUCUCCAGCCCUCGUUUGAGGAAGUCGGCGGGGAGAGGGAGAUGCUUGUGGAUGAGGAAUAUGACGUCUCCCAGCACUUCUUCCCAGAUGUCGAUCCCUACGCCUCUUCCCGGCCCACGGAGACCUCUUCCCACCCACGGGGAGGGGAAUUCCGCUACGCCUCGCCGUGGUCGGCCCGCCCCGGCUCGGCCGAAAUGGAAGAGACCGGAUCCGCGCUGGGCGUGCACACAGACGGUGAAGACGGCAGCCCACUUCGACCCACUUCAGCCCAGGGCAGCAGGCCGCGGAGCCAUUUGGAUGAUUUGGAGACGCCCAGCUCAGUCCCAGAAGUCCACCUGGAUUUAGGGUCAAGGGUUCAGAGCGAUGCAGAGGAAACUGGACAGUUUAUGGAUCCCGACGAAGUGGGCGAGAGGAGGCAGGAGGAGUCGGCGGCCUUUCUACCCUCCAGGAACCGAGGGGGGAUGAGAUGGACGGCUUCGGGCCAGGCUGGAAUAGGGUGCUCAAGUGACUUGCCCGAGAGAGAAGAAGGAGAAGGAGAAGAGACACCAAACUUCAGUCAUUGGGGUCCACCGCGAAUCGUGGAGAUCCCGAGAGAAGCAAACGUGUCUCUGGGCAUAAGCAUCGUUGGCGGGCAGACCGUGAUCAAACGGCUGAAAAACGGAGAAGAACUGAAGGGGAUUUUCAUCAAACAGGUCCUCGAGGAGAGUCCAGCGGGAAAAACCAAAGCCCUUAAAACCGGGGAUAAAAUACUUGAGGUAUCCGGGGUGGAUCUGCAGAACGCAACGCACAAAGAAGCGGUGGAAGCCAUCCAGAACGCUGGGAACCCCGUGGUCUUUGUCGUCCAGAGCUUAUCCUCCACGCCAAGGGUGGUGGCGGGAGUACAUUCCAAGACCGGAAGGCCCACUAAAAUCACGGAUGCGGGAAUGGAAGCAGGCCCAAAGGAACAGCAGAGAAAAGGUGGGGCUCCACCUCCUAUGAGACUGCCGCCUCCCUAUAAAGCUCCUGCCGGGCCGGAAAGCGAGGAAGACGACGAGGAGGAGGAGGAGGAUUCCGACUUUACCGAAAAGAAAAUCAGGCAGAGAUAUGCCGAUCUGCCGGGGGAGCUGCGCGUCAUCGAGCUGGAGAAGGACAAGAACGGGCUCGGCCUCAGCCUGGCCGGCAACAAGGACCGGUCCCUCAUGAGCAUCUUUGUGGUGGCCAUCAACCCCGACGGCCCCGCCGCCAGAGACGGGAGGAUACUCGUUGGAGACCAACUCCUGGAGAUAAAUAACCAGAUAUUAUACGGUCGCAGCCACCAAAAUGCAUCUGCCAUAAUUAAGACCGCCCCUUCCAAAGUCAAGCUGGUCUUCGUUCGACACGAAGGGGCAGUCAACCAGAUGGCGGUGACUCCUUUCCCGCUGCCUUCCAGUUCCCAGUCUUCCAUAGAGGAUCAGAGUGGCCCCGAUCCACUGAGCAGCAGCGGCGAAGAUGAUCCCAGCCCCGACUUUCCCGUUCAACCCUUCUCCGAAAGCGAACGGCCCGAUCCUGUCAUCGGCCAGCUGAAGCAGGCGAAAUAUUCCUCCCAAAUAGUGGCCGGCUCCCAAGAGAUCUCUCUGGCACCAUCUCCUUCGUACCGUUCUGCAGAGGCAGAGUUCAGCUACGCUGCGCCUUUAUCAGUGGAUCCCGCGACGUGUCCCAUCGUGCCCGGCCAGGAGAUGAUCAUCGAGAUCUCCAAGGGGCGAUCCGGCCUCGGGCUCAGCAUCGUAGGAGGGAAAGACACUCCCCUGGAUGCCAUCGUCAUUCACGAAGUCUACGAAGAAGGAGCGGCGGCUAGAGAUGGAAGACUUUGGGCCGGGGACCAGAUUCUUGAGGUUAACGGUAUCGAUCUGAGGAAUGCCAGCCACGAAGACGCCAUCACGGCGCUGAGGCAGACCCCCCAGAAAGUGCGACUGGUGGUCUACAGAGACGAAGCCCAUUACAAAGAUGAAGAGAAUUUGGACAUUUUCCCCGUGGACCUCCAGAAGAAAGCGGGCCGAGGACUGGGUCUCAGCAUCGUUGGAAAGCGGAACGGCAAUGGAGUGUUCAUCUCGGACAUUGUCAAAGGAGGGGCCGCGGACCUCGACGGAAGAUUAAUUCAAGGCGACCAGAUCUUGUCGGUGAACGGAGAGGACGUGAGAGGGGCCUCGCAGGAAAUGGUAGCCACCGUCCUCAAGUGUGCUCAGGGCCUGGUCCAGUUGGAAAUCGGGAGGCUCAGGGCCGGCUCGUGGCUGGCUACCGGGAAGACGUCUCAGGGCAGCCAGACGAGUCAGCACAGCGCCCAUGGGAACUUCCAUCCUUCCCUCACACCGGUCAUCACCAGCCUGCAAAAUCUCGUCGGUACCAAGAGGUCCUCGGGAGAUUCCUCUCAGAGGAAUUCAGGCGCCGAUACGGGCCCGAGGACCGUGGAGAUAACGAGGGGCCCCAGUGACGCUCUGGGCAUCAGCAUCGCCGGGGGGAAGGGGAGCCCUCUAGGAGACAUCCCCAUCUUUAUCGCUAUGAUCCAGGUCAGCGGAGUGGCCGCCCGCACGCACAAACUCAAAGUCGGAGAUCGGAUCGUCAGCAUCAACGGGCAACUUGUGGACGGGCUGUCUCACGCCGAUGUGGUUCACCUCCUAAAGAACGCCUACGGAAGCAUCGUCCUGCAGGUCGUGGCAGAUACCAACAUCAGCGCCAUAGCCACCCAGUUGGAGAGCAUGUCUGGGGGCUGCCACCUAACUCCCCCCGUCACCGAACGGCGCCCGGAAGAGCCCGGAACCCCUCAACCUAAGAUUAUUGCUAUGGAGAAAGGCUCUGAUGGACUGGGUUUUAGUAUUGUAGGGGGAUACGGAAGUCCCCACGGAGACCUGCCCAUAUAUGUCAAGACUAUAUUUGCAAAGGGAGCGGCAGCAGACGGCGGGAGACUGAAGCGGGGAGACCAGAUCCUCGCCGUCAACGGGGAAGCUCUGGAGGGGGUCACCCACGAGCAGGCGGUGGCCAUCCUGAAGCGCCAGAGAGGAACCGUGACGUUAACCGUGUUGUCCUGAGACCCCCCAACCCCCGGCUCGCGGGCCCCGGAGAGCCACGGCCAGCCUUGAGUGCGACGCAGGCUGGGCUGGACCGCUCUCCUCCCCUUUGCGAGGUGAAGCGAUCUGGGAUUUCGCCUCCCGAUAGGAACGGAUUUCCAGAAUCCGAUUCCCUCUCUCGGGCCUGAAUUUCAAAUCCCUCUUCAUUUCACCUUUUAGCCUCGGGAUUCGCCGACCGCCCCCCACCCCGCCUUCUCGCCGCAAAUGGGGGGUCCUUCGGAGCUGCCGGUCCCGAAACGGACACCCCCCUCCCUUUCCCAGCGCGCCGAAAAUUAACAGCGGCAGAGCUCAUCUGAUGAGCAGAAACAAAUGUCAUCUCGCUCAUGAUUUACUUAUGCUAAUUGUCCUUUCAAGUAGGCCAGAAAACAUUCAAUUACCAGUGUUCCAAGUGAUGAAAUAGCCAAUUCUCCCGGGGGAAAUCAUCCGUGCUCUACCCAGCCUUCGAGUCAAAUCCUAACUUCUCCGAUUUAUCUCUCUGGAUAGGUCCUUGCGAGGUAGUCGCCGACAAUGAGGAAUCAACUUGACGACUUUUAAGACGAAAAGGGGCCCUUUCCCAGCAGCUUAGAAGUCUUCCCAACCCCACUGCUCUGUGAGGAAAGGAUGAGUCCGAUAAUAAUAAUAAUGAUGGUAUUUGUUAAGCGCUUACUAUAUGCCAAGCACUGUUCUAAGCGCUG